UAAUGUGAUUUAACGUAUUGUCAUUCAUAUUGUUGAGAGAAAUACAUUAAAAUCUUCGGAUAUUUCUGCUAUUCUUGCCUUAAUUAGAAACAUAAUAGGGUUUUUAAUUGCGCAGAACUUGUUUACUGAAAUAAAAUACAAGACUUUUUUUGUUGAUAUCAAAUGAUCACCAUUGAACAUUAUGACAUCUGUUUGUUUUGAUCAUAAGUUAUUAUAAUAAUUAUUUUUUAUCAGUUAAUUAACUGCACAGUAAAAAUGGAAGGUGGUGAAUGGAGGAGCAACAUUGUAAGCCAACUACAGGCUAGGAAUAAAUAUGAAACAGCUGCGUUUCAGGACAUUAUUGCCUUUCAGAGCAGACUGUUUGACAAUGUCAAUACAUUAAAAAAUGAAAAUCUACAGCUUACUUUGCUCAAUGAAAGAAUAAGAUUUUCUGGAACUGACAGCGUUUUAUCUGGUACCGGAACGGCAAGCAAUGAACGGAUACAGGCUUUGGAGCAGAAAAUCUUAGUACAACAGGAAGAGUUAACGUCUAUGCACAGGAGAAGGGGAGAACAUGCACAGCAGAUUAUGAGCCUCAAUGAAAAAGUACAUGACUUAGAGAAGCAGCUACAAGCUAAAGAUAUUGUAAUUUCAGAAAAUACUGCGGUAAUAGCAUCUCUUCGUGCCGAAAUACAAAUGUAUGAAACAAAUAUGGCGGAAUUACAAGGAUUAAAUCAAGUUCUAAGGGAUGAACAUCAAGCCUUACAAAUAGCGUUCGCAGCCAUAGAAGAAAAACUGAGGAAAGCUCAGGAUGAAAAUCGAUCGUUAGUGGAGAGACUCAUAAAAUAUAAAGCUAAGGAUGCAGAUAAAAUGAAUGAAGAAAAUGAACAUUUCCUCAAGUCAAGCAACCCUACCGCGUUUCUCAUCAACACGUUUGGUAGAGUUAGUUUCGGAAAGAAAACUGAUAAGGUGCGGAAGGAAUUAGAAGAGGCGGCGAGAGAGAGCGGCAGUCGGAGUAGUGGGUCCGGCAGUUCUGAAGAUAAAAUAUUGGACUCCAUGCCGUAUUACGCAACAGUUUUACCCAAUAAAGUGGCACUCAGAUUUGACGCUCACGACGGCGAAGUGAAUGCCGUGAAAUGGAGUCCGACAGACAGGAUCGUUGCGACAGGAGGUGCUGAUAGAAAAGUCAAAUUAUGGGAUGUUACUAAAAGUAUGGUGGAGAACAGGGGUACACUGGUCGGGUCGAACGCGGGAGUCAUGUCAGUAGACUUCGAUUCUACUGGUGCGUACAUCGUAGGAGCCAGCAAUGACUUCGCAAGUAGGGUGUGGACAGUCGCCGACCAGCGAUUAAGGCACACGCUGACGGGUCACAGCGGCAAGGUAAUGGCGGCGAAGUUCCUCGGGGAGCCAACCAAAGUGAUCACCGGGAGCCACGACCGCACGCUCAAAAUAUGGGACCUUAGAAGUAAAAUGUGUACAGAGACGAAGUUCGCGGGGUCAUCGUGUAACGACCUGGUGACGUCAGACGGGGCUGGUUCCACCAUCAUCUCGGGACACUUCGACAAGAGGAUCAGAUUUUGGGACAUUCGCACGGAGAUGUCUGCCAACGAUAUCAUGCUGCAGGGGAAGGUCACGUCGCUUGAUCUCAGUAGAGACAACAAUUACCUGCUGGCGUGCGUCCGCGACGACACAAUACAGCUAAUAGAUCUGAGGAUGAACACGAUCGUUCGCUCUUUCAGUCAUGAGGCGUUCAAGGUGGGGUGCGAUUGGUCGCGAGCGGCGUUCGGGCCGGGCGGGCGACUCCUAUCUGUCGGAGCGGCGGAUGGAGCGGCCUAUGUGUGGAACACGCAUUCAGGAAGGCUUGAAACUAUACUCAAGGAUCACACGUCGGCAGUGACGGCGGUGUCAUGGCACCCGCAGUCAGGGCUACUCGCGUCAGUGGACCGCGGCAAGCGAGCUAUCAUCUGGGGAGAUUUGUGACAAGCCUGGCAGGCGCCCCAGCCGUCGCCACCUGCCGUACAGGUUAUCAAAGAUGACGAUAAAGAUGGGCCCGAAAACGACUCCGGAGAAAUGUUCGACUUCUUGUUAGGUUUCACCACAGAUAUAUUUCAACGUUUCACGUAACAAGAACAGCCAAUGGACAUGCACUUCCAAAUUGAAUGUGUCUUUAACGCUUCAUUUUUCAAAUCGGACGGACACAGAUCAAUUCCCGUACAAACAAAUGGAAAAAUGGAUCGAUGACGUUUAAUGUCAAAAUAAUUUCAUGGUAUAUUUUGUGUUUAAAAUUUUAUUAAUAUAGAAAAUGAAGAGGUGCUACAAACAUGAAUUAAAUCUUUUCAAAACAGAAUUAUAAUGACCUCACGUUAAAACUUCAAACUUGAAUUCAAAUUACCGCGAUGGUGUAUCAAAAUUCAUCCCGUGUGUUUUUCCACGCAUGCGUGAUUUGUGUUUCGACGUCUAGGAGUUGAAGUGAACUGAAGUGUAUUGCAGUCUGAUGGGGAACCUUCACCAAUUUAGAAUGUAAGCUGUCUUCCGUCAAUUGUACCUUUAGUUUGAUUUUCCAUUCCUUUAUAAAAUCGUGUGUAUUGUUCUGUGCAAUUUGAGCCUCGAAUCGUGCACCAAACAAAUUAAAACGAUAUUGCAAGCUCUGAAUGUGCGUUUGUGAUGUGAAGCUUUUACAGUGAUCCAAUUUUUCUACGUUAAUGUUGUAGUUAAUGGAAUUUGUAAUAGCAUUAAAUAAGUUAGCAUUAGUGUUGUUACUUCUUGAAAAGUAAUUUUAAGAAUUUCAAAAAGAACAAUUGCCUGUAACUCGCUAGUUGAUCUAAAAAGUAGCUUGUAAUAUAAUAGUACCGACUUCGAAGUUUUAUACUCCUACGUUUAGGAUAAAUUAAUGGGGAUCAUUUAUUAUUGUCAACAUGACAUCAUAUUUGUUUUAGUUAACUGAGUUAGAUCGCGGCAGACCACCUGUGCUUCCCGAAGUCUCAUUAGCAAACAAUGAUCGGGCGUCGGCGACUACCGAAGCCUCUCGCGAUCAAUAAACUGUUGAGCCGAUAAGAGCGCCUCGGCUGCCCGAUCUAGGGCUGCCAUUACAAUUUAUCUAAUUCUAAGUGGUAUCAUUCUAUUUCCCUUUAUCACACUAUUCCACUAAACAAAUUAUAACAAAGCUAUUCCCUCGACUAGCCACAAAUGUAAUUUAAUUGUUCAAGUUUACAUUGAUGAGCAUGUGGUAUCUAGUUCGUAUGCUCGUGACAUAUAAAGGCGUGGCAGCCCUGUAUCGGAAGCGCGCACGCCGCAGGCGACACAUCCAUAUUCCUGUGACGUGUGUUUUGACAACCUGGCUUGGCAACUUUUUCAUAGUCAUUUUUUACCAUAUUUUUUGCCGCACAGUUCAACGACCCCGUACAACUUGUAAGUGUUAUUUCCACAUGUAAUUAUAUCUCAUAACUGACCGCUUAAUUACUUGAAACUGCUGCGACGUCCGGACCUGCAAUCCGAUCAGAAAAAACCUAAUCCGGCGCCGCUCUUAAAUUACGCUUCGUUAACCUUCGGCUCGGCUAAUAAUAGCCUGCAACACCUAAUUUGCAUAGGACUCUCGAAGGCGCCUUGUCUCUCUACACAAUUUUCUUGCCAAAAGAAUAUGUCAUACUCCGAACGUAUUAUACUCGUAAAUAUUAGUUACUGCAAUGUUAUCAAACUUUCUUUUCUUUCAACGUCGGUGUUAUUGAGCUUAUAUCGCCGGCCAUUAUUGUAACUAGUCACUUAUCUUCGAUGUUUUCUCACUUUAUUUUGUGUAUAAGUAUGUGAUAAAUUCUUUUUGAUAAAAAGUUAUUUGCAUUUAGCGGUAUAUUUAUAUGGAGUAUUUAAAAGGAUAACUUCAGAAUUAAUAAAAAUGUUAAUGAAUUUUCAAAUGUAGGUAAGUUAAAUACAUUAUGCACAUAAAAGGAAGACGUUCGUUAAAUGCAAAUUAUACCAAAACUAUGUGUGUUAUUUUUUGAAUUUAUUAGUUUUGUCAAGAGGUUGUGGUUGGUUCACAGUCUUAAAAAGGAGCACAAUGUAUGGCACCUACAUUUAUAAAUUAAUCUAAUAUAUUAAGUAUGUUAUUGAUUUACUAAGUUCUUGUUAUUUUUGGAUAUGUAAAAUAUAUUUGACGUAGCUUGAUUAAAGUGAUGGUUAGCGGAUAUUUACGUUGGAUACUCUACGACUUCAUUAGGCGACAUGACGUUAUAAAAAUUUCAACUGAAUUUAAUUAAAUACUUAUACCUCGAUGCACAAACAUUAGAAACCGCUUAACCUUAUGUACGAAAUUCCACCAUUUGUAACUGUUUGCAGUAGUAGGUGACUUUACACCUCUUCGGUAUCAAAUAACCAAUUUACUGAGGAUAUUCAUAGUCAUUCGAGUAGCUCCCGUACGACGAGGAAGCAAGCCGCGUCGUAGCUGCGCUCGCGCUUAGUUUUAUGUGGCCGAAUUUCCAACAGCUAGCUUGUAUUUACUAUAAUAAUGUGCCUUUCAUUAGCUAUUAAGCGAGUACUUAUAUGUAUAUGGUAUAAUUAUUUUUAUUAAAACAGAUGUCAUAGAAUAACGUUUUAAUAGAUGAUAACGGCUUUAUUCCAUAUUUUGUCAUAAAUUCGCAUCAGUUUGUAUGUAAAUAGUAUUAUAGGUUAUUAUACAGCUUUACAAGACUGUUGUCCUUAUUUUAGAUAAACGUUACAUCACAAUGACGAGUUGACGUCCUUUUAAUAGUUUUAGCGUUGAAAGCUUUCCUUGAUUACAUUUACUACGUGAAGUUUUCAAGUUUCGGUGAGUGAUUAUUAUUGAUUGUUAAACAUAAGUAUGUGAAUGCAUAAUAAUGUUUUAUAAUGUAGAACAUACGGCUUGAGAUGUUUCUACCAAUAUUUUUAUACUAAACGUUGUACAGUAGAAACGUUUGUGAACAAUAUAAAGCCAAUUUGGUCAACCGCAUUAAAUAAAAUUGUAUCUACUUUCGUCACUUUUAUUCUUUGAAUUGUACCUACCUAUAUUCAUUAUUAAAAUAAAUGUGUUAUUAUUUC
This is a messenger RNA of Helicoverpa zea (corn earworm), 5028 nucleotides long. It is a transcript of the gene Atg16, whose product is annotated as autophagy-related protein 16-1. Gene Ontology annotation, cellular component: autophagosome membrane. NCBI's taxonomy places the organism in Eukaryota, Metazoa, Arthropoda, Insecta, Lepidoptera, Noctuidae. Gene Ontology annotation, molecular function: protein binding. The record is from RefSeq and is a predicted model, not a curated record. Gene Ontology annotation, biological process: autophagosome assembly. Bases 256 to 1959 code for a protein of 567 amino acids. The transcript has 15 exons.